Molecule: messenger RNA, 378 nt
Organism: Cicer arietinum (chickpea)
Lineage: Eukaryota; Viridiplantae; Streptophyta; Magnoliopsida; Fabales; Fabaceae
Source: RefSeq, a predicted model, not a curated record
AUGGGUAUUAAGUUGUCAAUUUAUUUUUAUUUUUAUGCAGACCUCUUGUACAAGGAUUAUAACUUCGACCACAAGUUUAGCCUGUCCAUUCCUAGCUCCAGUGGAUUGGGCCUUACUGCUACAGGGUUGAAGAAGGAUCAAUUUUUCUCGGGUGACAUAAAUACACUUUACAAGAGUGGAAAUGUUAUAGUGGAUGUGAAAGUUGAUACAUACUCUAAUGUAUCUACAAAAGUGACUUUGAACGAUGUUUUCCGUUGUAAAAAAGUAGCUUUGAGCUUCAAUAUACCUGAUCACAAGUCAGGAAAGGUGAGUGAUCUAGCUCUCCCAAUUUACGAUAGUGUUGAUGCAUGUUUCAUUUCAUAAGACUCAGUUUAAAAA